Molecule: messenger RNA, 1281 nt
Organism: Zingiber officinale
Lineage: Eukaryota; Viridiplantae; Streptophyta; Magnoliopsida; Zingiberales; Zingiberaceae
Exons: 8
Coding region: 201-1091 (296 amino acids)
Biological process (GO): protein ubiquitination
Cellular component (GO): membrane
Molecular function (GO): zinc ion binding; ubiquitin-protein transferase activity
Source: RefSeq, a predicted model, not a curated record
UCGAGUGCAAAAGUGUCGAUGAAGAAACCAUGGUCCCCUCGGAGGGAGAGCCGAUGCAGUUGAACGUAUAUAAAAAGCUAAGGUACAGGAGAUGGCUCGCCCCCAAAUCUAUCGACGAUCUCACGACGAAGUCCACGCUUCGAUUCUGAAGUCUUCCAGGAACAUUGAAGAAGGAAUUUUGGUGGUAAAGAAAGAGGGUGAUGGACGACCAUGUUGUGUUGCAUGUUGACCGCUUGAUAACGCCACAAACUAUUGAAACAGUAGCAAAGGAGAAGGAUCCGACACCUUCUUCUGAAUCUUCCAGUCGCCCAGAUCCAUCCCGUUCUUCCACAUCAGGUGUCGUCUCUGGCAAGGAGAAGGGAGGAGAGGAGAAUAUCAAGGUUUCUGAGGAAGAAGAACCUCUUAUUCAGAUGGUAGAAUGCCGCAUAUGCCAAGAGGAGGAUCACAUGAAGAACUUAGAGGUCCCAUGCGCUUGCAAUGGCAGUCUGAAGUAUGCCCAUAGGGCAUGUGUGCAGCGCUGGUGCAAUGAGAAGGGUGAUAUAACCUGUGAGAUCUGCCAUGAGCAAUACAAGUCUGGGUACACAGCGCCACCGCUUGCCGAUCCUGAUGAAACCAGAAUAGACAUCAAUGGUGGUUGGAUAAUCUCAGGUUCUUCUUUGGAUUUUCAUGACCCUCGAAUUUUAGCAAUGGCUACAGCACGCAGCCAACUGGUUGACGCUGAAUAUGAUGAGUAUGCUACGAAUGCUAGCGGUGCUGCUUUUUGCCGCUCCACUGUUCUAAUUUUCAUGGCUCUUUUGUUGUUGAGACAUGCAUUGACUCUUACUGACGCUGAUGGAGAUGAGGAUGAUGCUUCCUCAUUCUUUUCGCUUUUUCUCCUACGCGCUGCUGGUUUUCUGUUGCCAUUUUACAUCAUGGCUGGGGCUAUAAUCAUCUUGCAACGUCGACGUCAAAGACAGGAAGCCGCGGCUUCAGCAGCGACUGGAGUGGCCUUCAUAUUGCAGUCCGGUCGGCAAAGAGGGUUGCAUCUCACAUUAGCACCUGAUUCGCCUGCCACUCCCCACCCAGACCCAGACCCAGACCCACACUCAUAGAUAUCUCUCAAACAUGUUGUAUUUACUAUUUUCCUUUUUCUUGUAAAUGCCUAUUUAGAACUUCCUCACUCGGCAUUUCUUCUUUUUUUACUGGAUGAAGAUUUCAUUUGUACUUUUUCAAAUUCCUCCCGUAAAUUAAAUGUAUGGAGAAAAUAAGUGUUAAAGCAUGGGUAGAGUUGUGUGCUUUUAA